AUGGAUGAAAUUGUAUCCCUCUCCCCAAAGCCAAUGUGGAAGCCCUCCCCCGCAGUCAGGCAGCAAUGGCCCCCUUCUGAUCAAAACAUCAAGCUUAAACCAACCUCAUCGCCGACCAAGCCGAUUCUAACCUUGUGGCUGCAGCCCAGCGCCUCUCCCAUGGCAACACGGCUCCUGGAUGUCGUCCUAGGCAAAGACACUGCUACAAAGCUUUGUGAAGUGCUGCUAAAAGCCGACACGGGACGCCACUCCACGAAAAGCCUCAGCCUGAAGAAGAGGGAGCGUCUUUUGAAAGAGAUCGAGGUGGACUGCCCGUGGGAGCAGCGAGCUCCUGGAGCCCCGCCGUACCACCUCGUCACCAUGACCAGCGUGGUGAAGACAGUGUACGCGCUGCAGCCCCCCUCGUUGCUGAACGGCUUGCCCGCAGACAGACAAUCUCGAGUUACGUCUAAAAGUCUACUGCCCGUGAAGUCCAAACUGCUCCAUUCGGGCGGUUCGGAGGCCGAGAUGACAAAAAUCAUCAAACCAAGACGAGAAAACGGGCAGACGAGAGCUGCAGACACUGCCACUAGGAAGAACACCAUGAAGAGUUGCAAACCAUUGAUUAAGCAGAAACCGGAAGAGGAGCUCAAAGACAAGAAUCAGCUCUUAGAGUCAGUCAACAAGCAGCUGCACCUGAAAUUGACUGAAACUCAGGGAGAGCUGAAAGACCUGACUCGGAAGGUGGAGCUGCUGGAGAAGUUUCAGGACAAUUGUUUGGCUAUUUUGGAGAGCAAGGGCAUGCACCCAGGGAGUGAGGCCCUGGGGUGGCAGCAGGAAUCCAGUCCGGAUCUCACAGACUCUGUGUUGCUGUUGGAAACAUUGCAAGACGAGCUGAAGCUUUUUAAUGAAACAGCCAAGAAGCAGAUGGAAGAGUUACAGGCCUUAAAGGUAAAGCUGAAGACAAAAGAAGAACGGCUCCGAUUCCUCGAACAGCAAAGCAUAUGUAACAACAAAGUGAACGAUUUUACAACCGCCCUUCAAGAAACGGAACAGCUUUUAGAGAUGUGA
This is a messenger RNA of Echinops telfairi (small Madagascar hedgehog), 1050 nucleotides long. RefSeq names its product small kinetochore-associated protein-like. NCBI's taxonomy places the organism in Eukaryota, Metazoa, Chordata, Mammalia, Afrosoricida, Tenrecidae. The record is from RefSeq and is a predicted model, not a curated record. Gene Ontology annotation, cellular component: centriolar satellite; mitotic spindle; kinetochore. Gene Ontology annotation, biological process: mitotic sister chromatid segregation; spindle organization; regulation of attachment of spindle microtubules to kinetochore.